CCUAAUUUCAUCUCUUCUCUGUUAUUGAUUCUGUUAAAAAUCUCACCUUUCAUUUCAAAAUCCUUCCAGAGUUUUGUGAUAUGCCUACUUGGUGGGGAAGAAAGUCCUGCAAGAACAAGGACGAUAAUCACAAAGGAAUUAUAUCCACAGAUAGAGAUAUCAAGAGCUCUGUUGUUGUUGUUGAUCCUCCUCUCACUCCUACUCGUGUUGGUACACCUCGUUGUAGUCGUGAAUUCGCCGGAGCUUCUUCUGGUUUCUCUGGUUUUGACUCUGAUUCUACCGAGAAGAAAGGUCACCCUCUUCCUCGUCCUUUGCUCUCUCCUGUUUCGAUCCAUCAUCAAGAUCAUGUAAGCGGAUCCACUUCUGGAUCUACCUCUGUUUCUAGCGUUAGCUCUUCUGGAUCAGCUGAUGAUCAGAGUCAACUUGUUGCUUCUAGGGGUCAUGGUGAUGUGAAAUUCAAUGUAGCAGCAGCACCACGUAGCCCUGAGAGAGCUUCUCCAAAGGCAGCUACUGCUACUAUUAGGCCAACGUCUCCUCUGCAUCAGCGAUUGUCUGGAGUUGUGAGCUUAGAGUCUUCUACAGGGAGGAAUGAUGAUGGAAGGUCCUCCUCUGAGUGUCACCCUUUGCCUCGACCACCUACUUCUCCUACAAGCCCUUCUGCUGUGCAUGGUUCCUGGAUUGGAGUAGGCUACGAGACAACCUCUCCUUCGGGGUUUUCCAAGUGGAAAAAAGGGAAAUUUUUGGGGAGUGGCACCUUUGGCCAAGUCUAUCUUGGGUUCAACAGUGAGAAAGGGAAAAUGUGUGCUAUCAAAGAGGUCAAGGUCAUUUCUGACGACCAAACGUCAAAAGAAUGUCUAAAGCAACUAAAUCAGGAGAUAAAUUUGCUUAACCAGCUUUGUCAUCCAAAUAUCGUCCAGUAUUACGGAAGUGAACUGAGUGAAGAAACCUUGUCCGUCUACUUGGAGUAUGUGUCAGGUGGUUCAAUCCAUAAACUACUUAAAGAAUAUGGUUCUUUCACUGAACCUGUUAUCCAAAACUACACGCGGCAGAUUCUCGCUGGGCUUGCCUAUUUACAUGGACGAAAUACAGUACAUAGGGACAUCAAAGGAGCAAAUAUAUUAGUGGAUCCGAAUGGUGAAAUCAAGUUGGCAGACUUUGGGAUGGCCAGACAUGUAGCAGCCUUUUCUACUAUGCUUUCUUUCAAAGGGAGUCCUUACUGGAUGGCACCCGAGGUUGUGAUGAGCCAAAAUGGUUACACUCAUGCAGUCGAUAUCUGGAGUUUGGGUUGUACUAUUCUCGAAAUGGCAACAUCAAAGCCACCUUGGAGCCAGUUUGAAGGGGUUGCUGCGAUUUUCAAAAUCGGAAACAGUAAAGACACCCCAGAAAUACCUGAUCACCUUUCAAACGAUGCAAAAAAUUUUAUAAGGCUUUGUCUGCAACGAAAUCCGACAGUACGUCCUACAGCUUCUCAGCUUCUAGAACACCCUUUUCUACGUAAUACAACAAGAGUAGCUAGUACUAGCAUACCCAAAGAUAACUCCCCAGGUUCCCAUGAUGGAAGCUUCUCACUGCCAAAAAGGGAAUCCUAUCCAGGGAGACUAAGCCAUGAUAAUUACCCAAGACAACCAUUGUCUAGAACUAUAAAGAGCCCAAGCAGAGAAAACGUAAGAGCUAUCACAUCCUUGCCAGUAUCUCCAUGUUCAAGCCCUUUACGCCAACUUGGGCCUGCAUACAAAAGUUGUUUCCUGUCGCCUCCUCACCCGUCUUACGCAUUUCCUGGUCAAGACAGUGGGUACAACCUAGCAGAGUUUGCUGCAAGCCCUUUCAGGAUGAAGAAAGACAAAAUGAUGGAACCAUCUAGUUUCAGGACUCAAACACCGAAUUCACCCUUGAGAUCAAGACUGGUAUAGAAAUGGAGCAAAGAUUGAGAGACCGAAAGCCACAUACGAUAAACAAGGCCCAAGGACCAUGUAUAAAACAGUGUUCCCCCU
Arabidopsis arenosa is the source of this 1991-nucleotide messenger RNA. NCBI's taxonomy places the organism in Eukaryota, Viridiplantae, Streptophyta, Magnoliopsida, Brassicales, Brassicaceae. The record is from the annotation of a GenBank genome assembly.